This is a messenger RNA of Aspergillus pseudonomiae, 1240 nucleotides long. Its product is annotated as cut8/STS1 family protein. Bases 257 to 1195 code for a protein of 312 amino acids. Gene Ontology annotation, cellular component: nucleus. NCBI's taxonomy places the organism in Eukaryota, Fungi, Ascomycota, Eurotiomycetes, Eurotiales, Aspergillaceae. The transcript is spliced from 2 exons. Gene Ontology annotation, biological process: proteasome localization; nuclear protein quality control by the ubiquitin-proteasome system. The record is from RefSeq and is a predicted model, not a curated record.
CGUGCGUUGCCUCCCGCAACCGCCUUUUCCAGUCCACCGCUUCUCUUCUUUCUCUCUUCCCCACCAAUUCCAUCUUCUCUCCCUCACUCCUUCAGUCUCUCUUCCUGUAUUUUUUGUCUUUCCCUUGCAUUCUCUCUUCCCUCUGCACCUUCUCCUCGUGCCCUGUCGCUGACUUCUUAUAAUACCCCAUACCACCGUCGUUCAGUCAGCGUCAGGUUUCUUCUAUCUCUCCGCCCACCAACUGUCCGUGGUCAUCAUGAACAGCUUGGUGGCUACACCACCUGUGCCUCCACACUUUUACGAAUAUUCCCGUCUUUCCUCCCCUCGUCCAAUGUCUACACCAACCUACACCCCUAAUAGCCGCAAGCGGAAAGCCGACGACGAUGGUAACGAUCAUGAUGGACGAAUGUCUGCCUCCCCGACGAGCUCGCCAGCAUUCACACCGAGGUCUCUUCCUAGUCGAAAUCUGAAACGGGCCCGCCCGAAUGUCAGCGGUCGACCCCUGUCGCUUCCUCGUUUGCUCGAGACCUUAGAUACAGAUGCUCUCCGAGGGGUCCUUCGAUCGAUGUGUGAACGCCAUCCGGGACUAGUUGAUGAAGUUGUCCAUACUGCUCCUCGCCCGAGUGUAUCCUCCGCUCUUCAGGUGCUUCGAAAUUACCAAUCUACUCUCCAAUCCUCCUUCCCCUUGGGUGGCAACCCGGCAUCCGACUACGCUUAUAACCGAGUUCGACAACCUCUAUCCAAUCUUCUAGAUGCCUUGAGCGACUUCACACCGCACUUCUUACCACCUAACGAAACCCAACCUUCUUUAUCUCUAAAUUACCUAGAUGGCGCCACCGAAAUCAUUCACGCAUUACCACGAUGGCACACGCCCCAGAACAACAUAGAGCGGGACUCUGCAUACGAUGAAAUUUGCAAGGCCUGGAUCCUUGUGAUCCGGGAGGCUGCCAAACGUGGCGGAGGCAUUCAGUUACAGUAUGGUGGUUGGGAUCAGAAGUUGGCGAAGCACAACCAAAACUCCGGUGGUAAGCUGCAGGCGGCCGUCAACGAGCUUGGAGUCAGUUUAGGAUGGAUGCACGGACCUGAAACCCAAACUCAUGCAAGCCCAGGCGGUAAUGACUUUGGGUCCAUUCGGGAGCAGCUGCUGUCCGGCACCUACGGACUGGGGACUCCAGUUAAAGUUGGGCCAUGGUAAACCCACCAACUUCUAUGACCUAUUUAUACCCUACGAUUAUCCUAG